Molecule: messenger RNA, 386 nt
Organism: Astrephomene gubernaculifera
Lineage: Eukaryota; Viridiplantae; Chlorophyta; Chlorophyceae; Chlamydomonadales; Astrephomenaceae
Source: the annotation of a GenBank genome assembly
UGAGCACCGUCAAGAUGACCAAGGCAGCCAAACAGAACAUCCAGGCGUUCCGCGGGCUGAUCUGGUACCUGCGCCGGCGAGCCGUACGACUCACUUCCGUACAUGUACUUCUGGACGAGCUGCUGCGGCGGUCGGGGUAUGCGGACAUGUUGGAGAGCCAGCGGCAGCGGCUGGAGGAGAAGGGAGGAGGAGGGCAGGGGAAGGGACGGAAGGCUGCCGCCAGCGGGGACCCCGCAGAAGAGACGUACGAAUGCCAGGAGCGGCUGCGUACCCUGAUGGAGCUUGCUGGCGACCCGGAGUCGUGGGUUGCUGACGCAUACUUGCCGGACACUGAGCAGGAGGGAACGAUGGCGGAGAGGGGGCUACAGGCGCGCCUGCGUGCGGAG